Molecule: messenger RNA, 555 nt
Organism: Symbiodinium sp. CCMP2456
Lineage: Eukaryota; Dinophyceae; Suessiales; Symbiodiniaceae
Source: the annotation of a GenBank genome assembly
AUGCUGGCAAGAUCCGGCGAGUGGGGCUCAGAGCUCCUGUCAGCACUGGCAGCAGAAGCUUUGUCACAGUCGCAGGUUCUGGGACCAGCCGGUAUUGCAUCAGCUGUUCAGGCAUUGUCCAGGCUCGGCGCUUUAGCUGAGCCACGGUGCCACCUGAGCCAGCGUUGGCCAAGCCUUUUGACGAAAGGCAUCGGUCAGAAGUUGCAGGUUUCCUUUCAUCAAGAGUCGAGCCAACUGGCACGGUUGGCCGCGGCACUCAUGCGGUCACUUUUGGUUUUGGAACGCCGACUUAGUGUGGCAGAGGCUGCAAAGGGAGCUCAUUUCUGUACGUUGGCAUUUGAUUCCACUGUGCUGACAGAGUCCGAGCGAGCAGAGGCUAAGGCCGGCCUCGCGCGCUUGCUGGAGCGGCUUAGCUGGGACAGGCAGCGUUGGUCCACCGAGGACACCAAGUUGGUGAAGGAGGUGGCAACCCUCCUUCGAUCUGAAUAUCCGGAGCUGCUGCAGAGCAAUUGGGUUCCACGAUCCGUUGUGACAACGAUUGAUUUCACAAGAUAG